Ostrinia nubilalis (European corn borer) is the source of this 2338-nucleotide messenger RNA. RefSeq names its product protein disulfide-isomerase A6 homolog (gene CaBP1). Gene Ontology annotation, cellular component: endoplasmic reticulum lumen. The transcript has 8 exons. Gene Ontology annotation, biological process: response to endoplasmic reticulum stress. Bases 135 to 1409 code for a protein of 424 amino acids. Lineage: Eukaryota; Metazoa; Arthropoda; Insecta; Lepidoptera; Crambidae. Gene Ontology annotation, molecular function: protein disulfide isomerase activity; protein-disulfide reductase activity. The record is from RefSeq and is a predicted model, not a curated record.
CAUUGACAAUUUUGACUGCCGAAAAGAUUGACGUGUUUAUUUCACGGCUGUUUGUUCAAUUUUGCGAAAAGGGCUCAUUGAAAAAGCCGGUACCACUGAUUGAACGUAGCAUAAGAUAGAAAUAAUCACACAAUAUGCUGCGAACGCUUUAUCUAGGUGUUUUAUUGUGUGCUGCCGGGUCACUGGCCCUGUACGACUCUUCGUCUGACGUGAUAGAAUUAACGCCCAAUAAUUUUGAUAAACUAGUCCUCAACUCAGAUGAAGUAUGGAUAGUGGAAUUUUAUGCACCUUGGUGUGGUCACUGUAAGAACCUGGUACCCGAAUACAAGAAGGCCGCGCGAGCACUCAAGGGUAUAGUCAAAGUAGGAGCAGUAAAUGCAGAUGAACACAAGAGUUUGUCACAGAAGUAUGGAGUCAAGGGCUUCCCAACUAUCAAGAUGUUCACAGGCAGCAAAAACACACCAUACCAGGGUCAGAGAACGGCAGAAGCAUUUGUGGACGCUGCCCUCAAGGCUGCCAAGGACAGGGCCUACGAUAACCUCGGCAAAAAGUCUAGUGGCUCAUCCUCAGACAAGUCUGAUGUCAUUGAGCUGACGGACAGCAACUUCAAAGAACUGGUGCUGGACAGCGAAGACCUCUGGUUGGUUGAGUUCUACGCCCCAUGGUGCGGCCACUGCAAGAACCUGGAACCACACUGGGCUAAGGCAGCCACUGAGCUGAAGGGCAAGGUGAAGGUUGGCGCGCUAGACGCGACAGUCCACCAGGAGAUGGCCGCCCGCUACCAGGUGCAAGGCUACCCGACCAUAAAGAUGUUCCCGUCGGGCAAGAAGACCAGCGACUCGGUGGAGGACUACAACGGAGGCCGGACAUCCAGCGACAUCGUCGCGUGGGCCCUUGACAAGGUUGCCGAGAAUGUGGCGCCGCCGGAAAUUAUUCAAGUGGUGAAUGAAGAGACUAUGAAGGCUUGCAGCGCGGCGCCGCUGUGCGUUGUAUCAGUGCUGCCUCACAUCCUGGACUGCAACGCGGCGUGCCGCAACGGAUACUUAGACGUGCUCGCGCGCCUCGGCGACAAGUACAAGAACAAGAUGUGGGGAUGGAUUUGGGCUGAAGCGGGCGCGCAGCCUGCCUUAGAAGACGCUCUUGAACUCGGCGGCUUCGGUUACCCGGCGAUGGCGGUGGUCAACGCCAAGAAACUCAAGUUCUCCACGCUUCGCGGCUCCUUCUCAGAGAAUGGCAUCAACGAGUUCCUCAGAGAUCUGUCGUUCGGUCGCGGCCAGACGGCUCCAGUGAAAGGCGCUGAAAUGCCUAAGAUCUCCGCCACCGAGCCCUGGGACGGAAAAGACGGCGAGUUGCCGCCCGAAGAGGACAUCGACCUCUCCGACGUAGACCUCGAGAAGGACGAGUUAUAAGUCAAACGCCUCCGAGCUUCAGUUUCAAGUCUGAUUUAGGUUUAGAUUUACAGGUGUGAGGCGACCUCCAAAAGCUUGAGAAAAUAACUGCUAAUCAAAAGGACGCUAUGUGAGUGGGUCGGCAGUACUUACAAUGUCUGUGUAGGUUUUUAUCCCUAAUAGUCAUCUAUUCACACCGGGAAUAUCAAUUAUCAAUGAAGUUUUACCGUCUGACUGUGCCCAAUGAUGCCGACCCGCUUGUGUUUAAUUAACGUCUCUAACACAAAUUAGCAUUAUUGGCUUUGCUAAGAUCUUUUUUUUUCCGAAAGUAAUUUAUCGCUAUCGAUGUAAUUUAUACUCACAACUACUUGUUUACCGAUAGAACGGCGCCUAUACUUACAUUGUGUUUAACAGCGCCGUGCGGGUUUUAACAUGGAGAGCUACCUACUUUGGCGUCAACGAAUGUGUUGCGCAUAUCAUAGCAUAGGUUUCAAUAACUAUACCUAACGUUAAACAAUCAAUUCUAUGCAAAUUACAGGCAAUAAUAUUCCAGCUAGUAGAUUCAGCGAUACAUAAUUUUAUCUAAGGUUUAUUUUUAUAGGAUAUUUAUUAUGAAAUACCUUUAUUUGAAAAUCACAAUGUUGAAACGACUAUUUUUCGCGACAUUUUUUUAUGUAAUAUUUUCUGUAUAAUGUGUAUUGUAUUGUAUGCAAUGAUGAUGAAUGAUUAUUGGUGUUUUCUUAAGGAGCGUAAUAUCAUUAAAACUUUUGUAUUAUAGUAUGCAACUUAGAAUAUCUCAAAUUAUUUAUUAAAUUGAACUUUGGUGAGAAUUUAGGUAGAUAUUAGCUGGCAAUUCUUCCAAUAAAUACUGUACCUUAAUGCAUUUAUAGGAAAGCCAUAUUUGGAAACGUUUAACAUUGUAAAAACAUCCCAAUAAACUUUUACAAUUA